Dracunculus medinensis (Guinea worm) is the source of this 480-nucleotide messenger RNA. The record is from the annotation of a GenBank genome assembly. NCBI's taxonomy places the organism in Eukaryota, Metazoa, Nematoda, Chromadorea, Rhabditida, Dracunculidae.
AUGAAUCACCGUUCUGAUUCUGCCACUGCGAAUUCGCUAGUUAUAAUUGACGAGCUUGGUCGAGGGACGUCGACAUAUGAUGGUUUUGGGCUCGCUUGGGCUAUUGCUGAUGAUUUGCUUUCAAGGGUCAAGUGCUUUUGCAUUUUUGCCACUCAUUUUCACGAAAUGACCGAUCUUCAAGCCUUGUACCCUAAUGCAUUAAAAAAUAUUCGAGUCGAGACGCGAUUUGAUGAUAACGGCUUGCUUAUAUUGCUUUAUAAAGUGGUUUAUGGAGUGGCUGAUCGAUCGUUUGGUUUAAAUAUUGCUAAAUUAGUUGGAUUACCAGAUUCUGUUUUGGAGUCUGCAAAUGUUAUACUGAAUGAUUUGGAAAAUAGAGAAGUUGAUUAUAAAGCAAAGGAGGACGAUCUCAUUAGUUACUUAAAAACUUUGCGAGGCGAACAACUACGUGAAGAAAUUUUAGCGAAUUUGGCGCCUUCCUAA